Myotis daubentonii (Daubenton's bat) is the source of this 12496-nucleotide messenger RNA. It is a transcript of the gene OTUD4, whose product is annotated as OTU deubiquitinase 4. Gene Ontology annotation, molecular function: K63-linked deubiquitinase activity; cysteine-type deubiquitinase activity. The record is from RefSeq and is a predicted model, not a curated record. Gene Ontology annotation, biological process: negative regulation of interleukin-1-mediated signaling pathway; protein deubiquitination; regulation of protein K48-linked deubiquitination. NCBI's taxonomy places the organism in Eukaryota, Metazoa, Chordata, Mammalia, Chiroptera, Vespertilionidae.
CGUGGAGGCGAAAGGCCGCGUUUUUCUCUCGUGGCUUCUUUGGCCCCGGCUGUCGGGAGUGCGGGGCACGCAGGCCUUGUUUCACCUGAGCCGGCCUCGCGCGCGCGAGGGGCGGGGUUUCCUCGCUUCACCCUAGUCGGGACGAGGAAACUUGUGGGGAAGGCGACCCCGGCCCGGGUCUGGAGCACGGCAGCGAGGCCGCCGAGGAGUGACUUCUCACUCUCGGGCUUUCCUUACAGUUCCUCCCGGGUGCGCGGCCGCUCGAAAGGCGGCCGCGUGCGCACAGCCAUGCACUAGGCAGGGCUCCCCUAUGCGCUCGGAGCGCGCGGACCGCUGCCUCGGGCCGCCGUCGCCGCCUGCCGCCCGCGGAGCCCUAGACACAGCCGCCGCCCGCCCUAGGCCGGGGCGUAGAGGAGCCGGCGGCGCGGCCAUGUGGGGCUAGCCCCGCGCCGCGCCUGGCCUGCAGCAGGACCGGCAACAUGGAGGCGGCCGUCGGCGCUCCCGACGGCGGGGACCGGGGCGGCGCGGGGCCCCGCGAGGACGUGACGCCCAUGGACGCUUAUCUGCGGGAACUGGGCUUGUAUCGGAAAUUGAUCGCCAAGGACGGGUCCUGCCUGUUCCGGGCUGUGGCGGAGCAGGUAUUGCAUUCUCAGUCUCGACAUGUUGAAGUCAGAAUGGCCUGUAUUCACUAUCUUCGAGAGAACAGAGAGAAAUUUGAAGCGUUUAUAGAAGGAUCAUUUGAAGAGUAUUUAAAACGUUUGGAAAAUCCACAGGAAUGGGUUGGACAGGUGGAAAUAAGUGCCCUUUCUCUUAUGUACAGGAAAGAUUUUGUAAUUUAUCGGGAACCAAAUGUUUCUCCUUCACAAGUAACUGAAAAUAAUUUUCCUGAAAAGGUAUUACUGUGUUUUUCAAAUGGAAAUCAUUAUGAUAUUGUCUAUCCCAUUAAGUAUAAAGAGAGCUCUGCUAUGUGUCAGUCUCUCCUUUAUGAAUUACUGUAUGAGAAGGUAUUUAAAACUGAUGUUAGUAAAAUCUUGAUGGGACUCAACACUGCUGAAGUAGCUGGUGAAAGCCACAGUGAAAUAUCAGAUUCAGAGGAUGAUAGUUGCAGGAGAAAAACUACCACCGCUAAUGAUGUAAAUGGAUUUAAAGCUCUGUCAAGUGAUCAGCACCUGAAAAACAAUGGGAACUCCCAAAGCCUUCCUUUGUCUAGAAAGGUUCUUAAGUCACUCAAUCCAGCGGUUUAUAGAAAUGUGGAAUAUGAAAUUUGGCUCAAGUCUAAACAAGCCCAACAGAAACGUGAUUAUUCCAUUGCUGCUGGCUUACAGUAUGAAGUUGGGGAUAAAUGCCAAGUUAGGUUGGAUCACAAUGGAAAAUUUUCUGCUGCAGACCUUCAAGGGGUUCAUUCUGAGAACGGACCAGUUUUGGUUGAAGAAGUUGGAAGGAAGCACUCACUGAAGACCCUCAAACCACCUCCCUCAGAAAGCUGGAACACCGUGUCAGGGAAGAAGAUGAAAAAACCUACCCCUUCUGGACAAAAUUUCCAUUCUGAUGCAGAUUAUAGAGGGCCAAAGAAUUCAAGCAAGACAGUAAAAGCUCCAUCAGCACUACCUCCUCGACUCCAGCACCCUUCGGGAGUAAGACAGCAUGCAUUCUCUAGUCAUUCUGCAGGGUCACCGUCUCAGAAACCCUCUAGUGAGCACAAGAAUCUUAGCAGGACACCUUCACAGAUCAUAAGAAAACCUGAUCGUGAGAGAGUUGAGGAUUUUGAGCACGCCAGUCGAGAACCUAAUUAUUUUGGCCUCUCCCCAGAAGAGCGCAGAGAGAAGCAAGCUAUAGAAGAAUCUCGAUUACUUUAUGAGAUUCAAAACCGAGAUGAACACGCUUUCCCAGCCCUUUCUAGCUCAUCAGUCAGUCAGUCAUCUUCUCAGAGUAGCAAUCCAUGUGUCCAGAGAAAAUCAUCAUAUGUGAGUGAUAGAAAAGGAAACAGGCGGAGAAUGGAUACCGAAGAACGAAAAGAUAAAGACUCUAGCCAUGGACAUACCCACCUGGAUAAAAAACCUGGGCCAAGCACAUCAGAGAAUAUUAGUGAUGAUAAGUGUGCAAGAAUUUCAUCACCAUCAAAGUCAAAGAAAUUAGAGUGCCCACCUCCUGCAGAACAAAAGCCAGCAGAACAUGUGUCUUUGUCAAAUCCAGCUCCCCUUCUGGUUUCUCCAGAGGUACAUCUAGCUCCUGCGGUGCCUUCUUUACCAGCCACUGUGCCAGCCUGGCCAAGUGAGCCUACAUCUUUUGGACCAACAGGUGUCCCUGCUCAAAUCCCCGUUUUAUCAGUGACACAGACCCUGACCACUGGACCUGAUUCUGCUGUGUCCCAAGCUCAUUUAACACCCUCUCCAGUUCCUGUGUCAAUACAGGCAGUUAACCAGCCCUUGAUGCCUUUGCCUCAGACACUGAGCCUUUACCAAGACCCACUCUACCCUGGGUUUCCUUGUAAUGAAAAGGGAGAUAGAGCCAUUGCACCACCUUAUUCACUGUGUCACACUGGGGAGGACCUGCCUAAAGAUAAGAAUAUUCUUCGAUUCUUCUUUAAUCUUGGUGUAAAGGCAUAUAGUUGUCCUAUGUGGGCCCCACAUUCUUACCUGUAUCCUCUGCACCAGGCUUACCUGGCAGCCUGCAGGAUGUACCCAAAGGUUCCUGUCCCUGUGUAUCCUCAAAACCCUUGGUUCCAAGAAGCUCCUGCUCAGAAUGAAAGUGAUUGUACUUGUGCUGAUGCACACUUUCCUAUGCAGACUGAGCCCAGUGUUAAUGGUCAAAUGCCACAAGCAGAGAUUGGACCACCAACAUUUUCUUCACCUCUGGUUAUCCCUCCAUCUCAGGUGUCUGAAAGUCAUGGACAGUUGUCUUACCAGGCUGAUCUUGAAUCUGAAAACUCUGGGCAUCUUCUUCAUGCUGAAUAUGAAGAGUCACUAAGUGGCAAGAAUAUGUUCCCACAACCGUCCUUUGGACCGAAUCCAUUCUUAGGCCCAGUUCCCAUUGCACCUCCUUUCUUUCCUCCUGUUUGGUAUGGGUACCCUUUUCAGGGAUUCAUAGAAAGUCCAGUAAUGAGGCAGAAUAUUGUUCUGCCUUCUGAUGAGAAAGGAGAAUUGGAUCUACCCCUGGAAAAUCUGGAUCUGUCUAAACAAGGUGGUUCACCUUCAACAGGUGAGUUUCAGGAGGCCAGAUGCGAAGACACACAACAUGCUCUCCCUGAAGCAGAUGUGAGUGAGCAUGAAGGCCGGGCAGAGCAGUUGUCCCAGACACCUAAGGCAGAUCUGGCAUUGGUUUCCAUCCCUCCAGUAGUGGAGGGAAAGGCUCAUCUUCCCACUCAGAAUCUAAACAGAGAGAGAGAAACUGUGCCUGUUGAACCUGAGCCUAAAAGGACCAUUCCAAGUCUGAAAGAAAAAACAGAAAAAGUGAAAGAUCCUAAGACUGCUGCUGAUGUGGUCAGUGGGGCCAACUCUGUGGAUAGCAGACUACAGAGACCAAAAGAAGAGAGUUCAGAAGAUGAGAAUGAAGUGUCUAAUAUUCUGCGAAGUGGUAGAUCAAAGCAGUUCUAUAAUCAGACGUAUGGAGGCAGGAAGUACAAAAGUGAUUGGGGCUAUUCUGGUAGGGGAGGAUAUCAACAUACAAGAGGUGAGGAGUCGUGGAAAGGGCAGCCAAGCAGAAGCCGAGAUGAAGGUUAUCAGUACCAUCGAAAUGGCAGAGGACGGCCCUAUAGGGGAGAUAGGAGGAGGUCAGGGAUGGGAGAUGGCCAUCGGGGACAACACACUUGAUGGCUGUUGUUGCAGUGUAUUAGAGCAGAAACUUUUCUUAGGUGGAAUGUUUCUAAAGGCUUUAAAAAAAUACAUUAAAAUAAAAACCCAAAUUGGAACUAUCUCCUCCCCUCCCCCUUUACCCUCACUUCUAUCCUGGACAAGAGAUUUUGGAUAUGUGUUCAAGGGGGCAGGUGAAUUCCUGGCGUUGCCAUUUCUCUUUGUUCAAAAUUUGUUUAUGGGGUGACUGCCCCCAUAAGUAGAAAAUAAGUUUGUUAAAGUAUUUUUUAUAAACAGCUUAAUAUAAAACAUUAUAGAUUUAGUGUUUGUUUUUUUUCCUUAAAAUAAGUUUAAUUUCAAAUGUUGGAAAUGCGUGCUGUAUAGUGUUUACUAAAGUGACAGAAAAUACACCAUUUGACACAUGAUAGAUUCCAAAACAUAACAUUGCACCAAAUAGAAAUGUAUAUUUUAUUAUGCAAUGCCUUAGUCAUAAACUGGGCUCAAACAGUUCUUAGGCUAAAACACUGUUGUCUUUUGAAAUGCUUCCAACCCAAAGGCCUUUCAUCUCAAUAUCUGUCAAACUUGAAUAAUGUCUUCUUUUUAAUAUUACACAUAAGGCAGCCUAUUAACCUGUGUCUUAGAAAUGUUGUAUAUAGUUCUUUUAAUAUUAAUAGGGUAUAUUUUUGAAUUUUGGUAUUUGUUGAACUUGGGAUCGCAUACAAGAACAUAUGUUUAAGAAAUAAUAGGAAAUACAAUGAAAUGGCUGUUUCCACCAAGAAUUCUUAGCACUGGUGUAAAUAUGGUGCCUACUCGAAAGAAAUGUAGAUGCUAUGCAUUUUGAAAAUAAUCUGCAUCUGUUAAAACUGCAGAAGUUUUUUAAUGCCACUUUAACACUAAUGCACUGACAGAUUUAAAUAUUUUGAGAGACGAAAUGUUAAAAAUUUUUAGCUUGACAGGUUUCUAUAGAGUUCUGUGUUUUGUUUUUUCACUUUGCACCAUUGGCUGUGUCCAUCACUUUACAUUUGCAUGUUCAAUUUGUCACAGCUGGAACUAUUAUACAGAAAAGGAUGAUUGUGACUUCUAGUUCUUUUCUAGAGGAUGCUGCUAGAAAGUGGUUUUGCUUUGCAUUUUAUAGCUUGUUACCUCUUGGGUAACCUGUCAAUCCUGCUUCCUUCCCGUCUUCGUCUUCACAGUAUUUCAGUAGAAGUUAUCUUUGCAUGUUGCACUCUGUCCUCAUUUGGAGAUUUGACUUUGAAUUAACACAGUAUUCAUUAAUCUGUGUUAUACUGUAUAACUAUAGCUUUUAUUUCUCAUUUGUACAUACUAAUGUGAAAAUCUACCCUUUUUUAUGUUCUCUUUUGAUCAGGAAGUUUGAGCGCUAUGCAAAUAAAGUAGUAAUUUCUCUUUGCAUGCCAUGUAUAAUAUACCUAGCCAAAAAUGGAUUUUUUUAAAAAACAAAUACAAUUCACUUGAAUUUGACAAACUGAAACAGAUGAGUUUUCUGGGUUCUCUGAUAACUUAACAGAAUUGUUUGGGAUGCCAGCUAGGCUCAGUGAAUCUCCACUGUACUGUAAUAAUGGUUAUUUUACCUCUGUUUUAAUUACCUAAUGUCUGUGUAACUGCUGAUUCGAGUAGUGAUUAUCAUUUACAUGUUUUGUAACAAGAUUUUAGAGAGCACUUUGAAAGAUAUUUUAUGAUGGUGCUAAGUAAAAACUUUAAAGACUGAGAUGGUUGUGUGGAAAUACUGAGAGAACCUGCCGAAAGGAAUUUCUGUUGUCACCUUCUAAGCUCUAACAAUUGGGGAAGGUACUGCUUAAGCCAUUUCUUUCUUAGUUAACAUCAGUUGUUAUGGAAUGAGAUUAGCGGGUCCUUUAUUCUCAGCUCAUAUUUUUUAAUGUAAGAUUAGUUUAUCUGAUAGUUUUUAUGAAAAUCACCUUUAGAUAUUAUGGCCAGAUUUAAAAGUUCGAUGUAAAUUUAAACUCAGGAGACCAAAAGAAAUUGGUGUUUCCAGUGUCUUUUAUUGACUGGGAUUUGAUCUUCUUAGUUUCUUCUGGAAUUGUUGAAAAUUGGGUAGGAAAGAAUACUGUUCAUUUCUUCACUGUCUUACCUCAGUUGAGUAACAACAUACUCUAUAGUUCCUGAAAGAAAUACUGAUUUGCUUGCUGUUUCCCAUAUUUACCUCCAGGACAUGAUGGAAACAGUGCUGAAAGAGAACUUUACAGAUGGUACUUUACUCAGUGACCUCUGGAAUAAAAGAACUCUGAAUUUUGAUAAUUAGUUUUAAAAUUAUGAGUCUUUGCAUGAAGGUCAGUUUUGUUUUUUUUUAGAUUUGUUUUAAAUGUAUUCAGGGGAUUUGCCUUAUGCUGAGGUCAAACUAAGCAAGCUUUUGUCCUUCAUUCUCACUGAGUCAUAUGGUAUGUUGACAUGAGAUACAAUGUUCAUCAUAUAAUGUUUCCAUAUAAGAGAAACUAAUGCUUAGAAGUGAGAAUCAUUUGUAUUUUGAGUUGGAAAUUAUGGAACUUCACUGUAUCAGGAUCAUAUACAUUUUAAAGAACAAAUGUUUAGAAUGACCAAAGGUCACUUCUUUUGGCUUGUGCUAAACUUGAUUUUUUCCCUUUUAGUAUUGGGUAUAUUUUUCUUCAAGUUCUUCUCAGAUAAAAUCUUCCUGUUGUUCCAUGUACUCCUUGGCAGCAGGAUGCUAGCAUCUGUGUAAUUCUCAUCCUGUUUGCUGGUAACCCAUAUAUUCAUUUUCAUGCUGACUUGAGCUCAGACCCUGCCUUGAUUUGGCAGGAGUAGGUUUUCCCAAACCACAGUGCUUAGUUAAUGCAAACUGUAUAUUUUGCAUUAUGUUUCCUUUGUGACUGAAGAUUGAAUUAAAAUGCCUGUGAACUGCAAACUUGCUUAUGAUUGACUUGGUGCAAUAAAGUUCCUUUCUAACCAUUUCUGGUUUAGAAAACAUUCAGCCAUCCUAGAAACUAGCAAUAUUUAUUUAUGUCUCAUUUAUUUUACCUUCAGUUUUAGAUGAGGGAAUUGUAGUCUUUCACUUGUGGGUACUAAGCAAGGUCCAUUUUGGUGUAGCUGAAGAAAAUGCAUAUUUGGCUACACUAUUUCUGUUUACUAUAUUUUGCUUCUUGUUUAAAACCUUAAUAAUGGCUCAGUUCCAGCAUGUCAGUCUCAAAGAACUAAGGUUUUACUACUAGUGUCAGCCAUUUACUUUCCCACUAAUUGGGAUCCCCCCCAAACCCCACAAAUAAGUUUUAGAAAAUCCUAGAAAAGGGGAGAUUGCAUGUCUUAAUGCUGGGGAACAGCAACUUUGGUGUUGAAUUUACUUGAAUGGAUUAAAAUUGCAUUGUUACAGAGAUAGAAAAAAAUUUAAGUAUGAAAAAUAAUAGCCUUAUACUGAGUAUAAAUAAUACUUUAAAAGCAUGUGAAGAUGUGAUCAUUUGUGAUGUUACUUGUAAAAAAAAACUAUAUAUAAAUAUCUUUUGAAGUGUUGAAAGGAAAAUAGUACUUUAUAUUCUUUAUCAUAUCACUUUUUGUAAGUGUUGCAUAUAUUCCUGUUUAUUUUUCUAUGUUCUGUUUUGUAGCCUUAAGAAGUGUUUCAAAGAUAUCUGAAUGUAUCAGAGUAAAUGCCCUACAUGGUGUGAUGCUGCAUUAUAUAUGAAACUGUGUGCAUAUAUUAAAUUUUGUCUGUUGAUUUUGCUUGUGAUUCUUUGGUUCCAGGGUUAACCCAGUAUAUAGCAUAUAAAUCUUAAGAGGAGCUUAGUGAACUUGUGAAAAUAAGUGAUGGUUUUUAUUGAGUCAGAAUUCUAGUGUGUGCGACUAAAAACCACGUGGAAUUUAUAAACUAUGGGGUAGGUACUGUUCUUUUCCCUACUUUAUAUAUAUGUAAAAAACUGAGACAGGCCAAGUAAUUUAAUUUAAGUCAUGCAACUAAGUGGUAGGAUUUGGAUUUUGAACCUAGCUGAGAGGUUUUAAAGCUAGUGCUCUCUGCCACUUUUUCAGCAAUCAUGAUGGGAAUGUAUACUAUCUAAGAGUAAUUUCUAGAUUAAAUGGCCCUUUUAUUUUUUAAAGUUACUAAUCAAUAUUUGUGUUCUGAAGAAAGAUAAGGCAGCUUAUUGGAAAACUUGGUUUUUGUUUUUUGAAAAAUAAAAGCAAACCCUUUCUUAAGGGUGUUUUUUCAUUAAGUCACCUAAGUGUACGGCUAGUCAGUACUUGAUUAACCUACUUACUAACAGGUACUUUGUUUUAGAAUGGCUUCUCCAGAAUGCAGAGUCUGAAGCAAAGGCUUCAUUACAGGCGUUUAAUAGAAAGUGAUAGGGUAGGUAAGUUGGUUAGUCAUAGAGGCCAGUUUUUAGGGAUUGCUUGAGGUGCUGAGUGAAGUAUCACAGAACCUUGAAGGAUCAGAGGGAGAAAGAAAGGAAAAGGGGGAGGAAGCAUUUAUCUGUGUGAGUGCCACUUUCUUUUGCCAGUAAGUCAGUAGAGAAGCCAGAGCAUGGGGAGGGAAGCUAGAGGGGGGUUGGUGUUGGUUGGGACCGUUGCAGAACUGAUCACUUGAAAUGGAACAGUAAGGUAAGACCAAGUGACCACUGGUCCACAAGAAGCGUGCCCUAUCCAGGGUUUCUCCAGAAGUUUUCUAUAAUUGGAAGGGCCUGCUUUUUCACUUUGAAUAUUUUAUAUUUUCAUUCAACUUUAGGUACAUGUAUAGGGAAUAAGUAGUAUGAGAAUAUUUAAACUACAAAAUGAGUAAACACAACUUCUCUUCAGAGACACUAACUUACACUCUUUCAAAAGUUGAGUCUUGCACUCCGCAGAAUAGUGAAACUACAGCCAUUGAUAAAAAUGUCAUACUAGAUAUUUAUUGAUCUAGGAAUUCAUUAGAGCUCAAAGUCAGCCAUUUAAAAAUACAUACCAGUCUUAUGAUUAAAUUUAUUUUUCACAUUUACAGAAAAAUCUUGUAAAGAUUAAAGCUGUAAAUAUAAAAAACGAAGAGUGGUGUUCUUAAGGCCUCCUAUGCCUUUCAAUAGUCUAAUGAAACUAAACUGGCAAGUUAUUGAUUCCCAUACAAAAUUUGUGUAAGCUAUUUUUUUUUCCUAACUGCAUAAGCUAAUUUUUUUUUUUACUGAUCUCCAGGUGGAAAAAACGAACGUAAUGCUAUAUACUACCUACGAUACAUGUUACUGUGUAACUUGUUGCAUGCUUUCUGUAAGUUGUUUUCUAAAUUAGGAGUUAGUAAAAGCAUGUUAAGUCCUCUAUAAUUUUAUAAGGUAUGUUUACAAAUCAGGGAGGGGCCAGAAGUGGAGACUAGAGGCAUAGGCAUGAAGCCAUGCUCUUCGGGAAGGGAUUAUUGGAUGGACAUGACUGGUAACCGCAUUAGCAGAGAGCUGUGUGGAUAGGUGAGACAGACUACGGCACAGGCAAGGCUGGGAACUGAAAUUUACAUUAAAGCCAGGAGCACCCCAGUAAAAUGGGCACUGAUGGUAAUAACAAAUUUCCUAUAAACAAGCCUUUUCUGGCCUGGGUUCCAGAUUCUUAAAGGGAAAAAUACAAAACAAAACACUAAAUGUUUUCACAUUUGUUUAGGUUUGAGGUCCAGGAAUCUACAAGCUAAGAUUAAAAGUGGUUCCAAGCUGGAAAUACACUUGGGUCACCUGGUAGAAGCAAACUGAAAGCCUUUGGGCAGACCUCAGUCAAGGAGCCAAGGUUAUUUUAACAAAACCAUUUUGACUUAUAGUAGCUUAAACAAAUAGGGAUUUAUUCCCCUUUCAUAAGAUAAUCUGUAGCUGCUGGUCACACCUCAGACUAUCAUUUUUGGUAUUUCUUGUGCCACUUUAUGGGCGCAACACAUCCACAAGGGUAGGUACCAGAUAUCCUUUUAUUGGAAAAGCAAGAGGGCCUCCAGAAACACUCUCCUUCCCCCGCAAGAGACUGCUUGCUACUUUCAAUUUCAUGGCUAGGACUGGGUCAGCAUGGCUAUGCCUAGCUGUGAGACUAGGAAAAUGCAGAAGAUGAUUGUCAUGAGUGUCUUAGCCCAAUUAUGAAUCACCAUCUGAGGCUGGGCACACUGCCUACCCUACCAAGUUGGUAAGGAAGGAAGUGCUUGUAGUAUGAAGUUGGGAAGGAAAGACAAAGCCUCACUGAACAUCAGCUCACAAACCAAAAGGAAGCAAUCCAAGAGUAAGACAUAGACUAAUUGCAGAGUAAUGCAAGUAUUAAGUGUUUCAAAAGAUUAAAAGACAAUGGAAUAAAAAAAUUAUAAGCUCCUGAACCACUGCUAUCUUGGUAAUUCUAGCUGCUUCUCUAGCUGGUUUUGCUUUGUCUCUUCAGUCCCUACUUUGAGCAUGUAAAAACCUCUAACUUGAAUCUUGAAAGCAUGGGGAGUCCACUACAGUUUGCCUGUGUCCAUCCUUUCACUAAUCUCUUCAAUGCCCAUGCUGAUCUCUGCCUCUGACCUGAUAUGUUCUGCUUUACAUGGAUUAUUUUACCAUUUAUCAUUACAGGUACUAUUUUUUUUGGUAGCUACCUCCUUCAUGUAGCCCUUUCUAACUCUCCAACAUAACUAUUUCUUGCCUGAACCACUGAGUGCUCAUAUUACACCAGGCACUGGGUUAAGUCUGACAUACACGUGUCUAAAUGUUAAUGAACAUGAACGAAAUUACAGAACUGAGUAGUUAUCCUUUCUUCCUACUGUCUGUGGUAAAUAGAUCCAUUCCUUCAAUACUGUAGAGGCAUACUACAUUACUAGGUACCAAACUAUACACUGAAUUAUUAAAAUUAGUUCUAAACAGUUGAUAGGUACAAAAUAUAAAAUUCAGAAGGUAAGAGGUAUAUGUCACCUUCCUAUUCUUUAAUCAAGUUAUUCUUCCUCAAAGCAUUAAGCUUCUUGAGUAUCCUUCUGUGUACUUUAAUAUUUUGUAUAUUUUCAUAUGAAUGGUGUAUUAUAUAAACACUGUUGCACCAUGCUUUUUUGCCUAGAGAUUUCUUCCAAUCAGGACAUAUUCAACAGUCUCUUUUUAAUAGCUAACUUCUGCAUUGACGGUGUUUCUGAGUUGGUAAUAGUGAUUUUAUAGAAAAAUUUUUUUUGUUAGCAACUGUAAGCCCUUUUCUAUUGCCACAAAAUUUUAAGGAACAGCUAUGUUUUUAAAUUUUCAUCUGCAUGAAAAAUGUAAUACAUAUUCUGUCAUAAGCAGUAGGUAGAACUGUGCUCUAUAUAUUGUAUAUUCUUUUGGACAAAAUACGGAAUCAGUAAAUAAAAAUAGCUUUUGGCUUAUUUUAUUCAAUUUUUUGAAAUAAACAUCCACAAAUUUAACCUAUCCUUAAAAAUAGGCACUACAUAUUUUAGUAUAAUCCCAUUUAUAUACAAUACAAGCCCUUUACAUAUUAACACUGGUAACCUUUGGGAGGGUAAUGUGAAGGGAGAUCAUAACUUUUUAUUCCAUAGAUUUCGGUGCAUUUGAAUUUUUCACAAAUAUGUAUUUCUAUGUAAUAAAAGCCUAAUAUGCAAAUUGACCAAACUGCAGAACAACCAGUCACUAUGACGCACACUGACCACCAGGGGGCAGAUGCUAAACGUGGGAGCUGUCCCCAGCCCACAGGCCCCAGGCCAGCCAAGGCGGGUGCCAGCAGGGGCCCUGAUUGUCCCGCUGGUCACCCCACUGAGGGAGGUGACUGGCGGCAGGGCUGGCCGGUGAGUGGGCUGGUGCCACCCCUGGAUCGCCCUUGGGGGGCAGGGCUGGCGAGUGGGGGGUGCCAAGCUGGCCAAGGCGGGUACCAGCGGGGCCCCCAAUUGCCCUGUUGGUCAUCCCAAAGAUCGACCCUGAUCACCAGCCAGGCUUAGGGACUCGUACCAGUGCAUGAAUUUCAUGCACUGGGCUUCUAGUUUAUAUAUUAAUUUUAAAGGCCUAAUGGGGCCGUUACACUUUUUUGUCCAAUUUGCAUAUCAAUCAAAGCUAUUAUUUCAAGUAACUAAAUUUAGUCUGUUCAAUAAUUUCAAAUAUCUUCCUCUAGUUUGCUUGCUCCAUUAAUUCAUUUAGUAAACUCUUUCCCUCACUUAUAGCAUGGUAGUUCCAGUUCAUUGCAUUAGUCAGAAGCAUAACUGAAAGUGGUUUCACACUAGAACAGUGGUUCUCAACCUGUGGGUCACAACCCCUUUGUGAGUCGAAUGACCCUUUCACAGGGGUCGCCUCAGACCAUCGGAAAACACAUAUUUACGAUGGUCUUAGGAACCGAGACACCGCUCCUCUAUCUGUCUCCAGAUGGGUCCGCCCACAUGCAGACGCUCACAUAUGAGUACCCGGCGUAUUACAGGGUUGAGGCGUUAGGAAGAUUGAGAACCACUGCACUAGAGGGUUCCUAUUGCUCAAACUGAGAACUCGGACUUGAAUAAAUUUUUUAGAACUUAUGCCCGGCUGGUUGUUUCAGUGGUUGAGCCUUGACCUAUGAACCAGGAGGUCAUGGUUUGAUUCCUAGUCAGGGCACAUGCCCAAGUUGUAGGCUCCAUCCCCAAUGUGGGGCCUGCAGGAGGCAGCCAAUUAAUGAUUCUCUCAUCAUUGAUGUUUCUAUCUGUCUGUCCUCCUCCUCCCUUCCUCUCUGAAAUCAAUAAAAAUAUUUUAAAAAAGAAAAUUAGAAGUAUAAACUGAACGUGGUUUCACACUAGAGGUUUCUAUUGCUCAAACUGAGGACUUGGAUAAAAUAUUAGAACUCUUGCU